Emiliania huxleyi CCMP1516 is the source of this 1956-nucleotide messenger RNA. RefSeq lists its product as hypothetical. The transcript is spliced from 4 exons. The coding region runs from base 66 to 1751 and encodes 561 amino acids. Lineage: Eukaryota; Haptophyta; Isochrysidales; Noelaerhabdaceae. The record is from RefSeq and is a predicted model, not a curated record.
CGUUAGUGCCAUGCGCGCCAGUCCGGUGCCCAGUGUUGUGCGAGGGAGUUGGCUCGCGCUCGUAAAUGGCUAAUGGCCUCUGCUCGGACGAGGCCGUCCAGCGCUUUGUCGUCUCCGGCUUUGUGCAGCUGCCGCCCUCGACCGCAGUGCCGCCUGCCGCACACGCAGAGAUUGCGGCGCAGAUCCACCGUUGCGGCGUGCAGGAGGCUGGCGGGCCGGAGGAUGCACGCGCCGGGCGGAGGGACCCUUACGGCUUGCGGCAGCUCGACGGCGACGCAGCGGGCAACAACCUGCUGCACGCCGCUCCUGCGCUUCGUGGGCCAGCCUUCCUCGAGUCUCCUCACCUCGUCGCGACCCUCACGCGGCUGCUGGGCCCCGAGUACCGGCUGCACCCGCACUGCCGCGGCCACCUGCGCAAGCGCGGCGCCAAGACGUCGAUGUGGCAUGUCGACGCCUACAAAGGGCUGCCGUGGUGCAGCGGGCGGCUGCACGAGCCGCACUGGUGCAUGGUCAUGUACUAUCCUCAGGACACGACGCCCGAGAUGGGCCCGACGCAGCUGCUGCCAGGCACACAGUUCUACCGCGGCGACAGCGAUAGAGCUCACUACUCGCGCGGGCACAUCCCGAGCUUCGGUGAGCAGCUGGCCGGCUGGGCGACCUGCGUCCACACCGUCACCGGGCCAGCCGGCACGGUGGUGGUGAUGCACUACGACCUGUGGCACCGCGCCCUCGCCGCCGCUUCGGAUGCGCCGAGGCUCAUGCUCAAGCGCCUCUUCAGCUCGGCGGUGGCCGCCGCCAAGAAGGAGGCCGCGGACGGCUCGGCUCUGCCUCCGACACCGACGCACCUCAUGCCCGCCCUGCUCGCGUGGCUCGCCCCGCGGUGCGCCGCACUCGUGCAGAGGGCCGCGGCGCGCGAGCGGCGGGCGCUGUUUGUGCGCGAGCGGCGGCCAGUCUGGCGGCACGUCUGGGCGUGGCUGCACGGCCAAGCAGCUGCGCCACGCCUCGUCUCUCCCGCCCGCGCGACGCGCCUCAGCGGCACGCUGCGGAUUGCGGCGGAGCCGGCGCGGCUGCGGGCCGCGUACGAGCUCGCCCAGGCGACGGCUGCGGAAGCUGCUGAGGCGUUGCUCGCCGUCGUGAGCGACGCCGGCGCGGCAACCUCGGUGCGCCGCACCGCCGCCUACGGCCUGAGCGCGGCGAGCUGCGUCAGCGCGGCGCAGUGCGAACGGCUCCUCUUCCUCGCUGCCGGCAGCGACGGCGCCGAGGGCUUCGACGCCGAGCUGCUUCUCGCCGCCGCCGACCCCGCCGCGGAGAUCCGCUACCUCGCGGCCAUCGUACUCGCGCGAGCCACCAGACUCGCGGACUCGGAGGCGGUGCCAUGCCUCGAGCGCGCGCUCGCCGUGCCGGCGGCCCAGCUUGCAUGCCAAGGGUGGGGCGCCUCCCUAGACUCGCCGCCGCCGCCGCCGUCGGCGCGCCUGGAGGUGGGCGGGGAGGUUGUUGGCGCGCUAGCGGCUGCACUCUCGGGUGACGCCGACCGAUACGUGCGCGGCUACGCGGCCGACGCGCUCGUAAGCUUGCUCGUGCACGGUGGCAGCGACGCUGCGCGCGCAGCGCUCGAAGCCGCCCUCGGAGAUUUGGGCACUGUGGCGGUGCUGCAAGGCCAAGACCAAGGGCUUGCCGACGCGCGGGCACGAUGCCGUUCGCUGUGCGCGCGGCGGUGGUGCCCGCUGACGACGCCGCUGAGUCCGUUUUGACGGUACGUUUCACGGCGUUUUGCCCCCGCCCCCCGCAACCGCGGUCCGUGCGCAUCGCGACGCCCCAUAGCCCCCACAUACGGUAAGACAUAUGUCGUGUGUCGCAAUAGAGAGUGUGGAGAUACAGCUGAUACACGUGCGUUCUCUGAGUCUGACUCUGUGUGUACUGUGUUCACCCCUUCACGCAAGUACCAAGUAGAAGAGG